Molecule: messenger RNA, 6084 nt
Organism: Ochotona princeps (American pika)
Lineage: Eukaryota; Metazoa; Chordata; Mammalia; Lagomorpha; Ochotonidae
Gene: POLR1A
Product: RNA polymerase I subunit A
Exons: 34
Coding region: 80-5209 (1709 amino acids)
Biological process (GO): DNA-templated transcription
Cellular component (GO): RNA polymerase I complex
Molecular function (GO): DNA-directed RNA polymerase activity; DNA binding
Source: RefSeq, a predicted model, not a curated record
CCCAGUUUGAAACACAUGGUGGCUCCUGGAUUGCAGCUUCCAAGUAUUCACUGGUUUUCUCUCUAGAAAUACCUGGAAGAUGUUUGGCUCCAAGAACAUGCCCUGGCGGCGGCUGCAGGGCAUCUCCUUCGGGAUGUAUUCGGCUGAGGAGCUCAAGAAAUUAAGUGUGAAAUCCAUUACGAACCCUCGCUAUGUGGACAGCCUGGGGAACCCCUCAGCUAAUGGCCUGUAUGAUUUAGCCCUGGGCCCUGCGGAUUCCAAAGAGGUGUGCACCACGUGCGUGCAGGACUUCAACAACUGCUCCGGACACUUGGGCCACAUUGAUCUCCCCCUCACCGUGUACAACCCUCUCCUCUUCGACAAACUCUACCUGUUGCUCCGGGGCUCUUGUCUAAACUGCCACAUGCUGACCUGUCCCCGGGCCGUGGUUCACCUCUUACUCUGCCAGCUAAGGGUUCUGGAAGUGGGGGCCCUACAAGCCGUCUUUGAGCUCGAGCGGAUUCUGAACAGGUUUCUUGAAGAAAAUGCUGAUCCUUCUGCGUUCGAAAUUCAGGAAGAGUUAGAACAAUAUACAACAGAAAUCAUACAGAACAACCUGCUGGGGUCCCAGGGCGCCCAUGUGAAAAAUGUGUGUGAAAGCAGGAGCAAACUCAUUGCUUACUUCUGGAAGACGCAUAUGACCGCGAAGCGAUGUCCCCAUUGCAAGACCGGGCGGUCAGUUGUCCGAAAGGAGCACAACAGCAAGUUGACAGUCACGUAUCCUGCCAUUGUGCACAAGAAAGCUGGCCAGGACACAGAGUCUGUGGGAAUCGAGGAAGCACAAAUGGGAAAACGAGGGUACCUGACGCCGAACAGUGCCCGAGAACAUCUUUUUGCCAUUUGGACAAAUGAAGGAUUCUUUCUAAAUUACCUUUUCUCCGGACUGGAUGGUGUUGACACGGAGUCCAAAUUCAAUCCCACUGUGUUCUUCCUAGAUUUCAUGGUGGUGCCACCCUCGAGGUAUCGCCCUGUCAAUCGCCUGGGGGACCAGAUGUUUACCAACGGCCAGACUGUGAACUUGCAGGCCGUCAUGAAGGACGUGGUUCUGAUCCGAAAGCUUCUGGCCCUAAUGGCCCAAGAACAGAAGCUGCCAUGUGAGGUGGCAACACCCAUCAUAGAUGAGGAGAAAGAUACUUCAAUUGCUAUGGAUCGAUCCUUUCUAACUGCACUUCCGGGCCAGUCCCUCACAGACAAACUAUACAACAUUUGGAUCCGCCUUCAGAGCCACGUCAACAUUGUGUUCGAUAGUGAAAUGGACAAGUUAAUGAUGGAGAAGUAUCCUGGCAUUAGACAGAUUCUGGAGAAGAAGGAAGGCCUGUUCCGAAAGCACAUGAUGGGAAAGCGAGUUGACUACGCGGCCCGUUCCGUCAUCUGCCCAGACAUGUACAUCAACACCAACGAGAUUGGAAUUCCCAUGGUGUUUGCCACAAAGCUGACUUACCCUCAGCCAGUGACUCCCUGGAACGUUCAGGAAUUGAGGCAAGCAGUCAUCAAUGGCCCCAAUGUGCACCCCGGAGCCUCCAUGGUCAUCAAUGAGGACGGCAGCCGCACGGCCUUGAGCGCAGCAGAUGUGACCCAGCGGGAGGCCGUGGCCAAGCAGCUCCUGACACCAUCUACAGGGGCACCUAAACCCCAGGGGACAAAAAUUGUGUGCCGGCACGUGAAGAAUGGGGACAUCCUUCUACUGAAUCGGCAGCCCACCUUGCACAGACCCUCGAUCCAGGCCCACCGUGCCCGCAUCCUGCCUGAAGAAAAAGUCCUGCGGCUCCAUUAUGCCAACUGCAAGGCCUAUAAUGCUGACUUUGAUGGAGAUGAGAUGAAUGCCCACUUCCCUCAGAGUGAGCUGGGCCGGGCUGAGGCCUACGUCCUGGCCUGCACCGAUCAGCAGUACCUCGUUCCCAAGGAUGGCCAGCCCUUGGCAGGAUUGAUCCAGGAUCACAUGGUUUCGGGUGCAAACAUGACUAUCCGGGGUUGCUUUUUCACCCGGGAACAGUAUAUGGAGCUGGUAUACCGAGGGCUCACAGACAAAGUUGGCCGUGUGAAGCUCUUGCCUCCUGCCAUUUGGAAGCCCUUCCCUCUGUGGACAGGAAAGCAGGUUGUGUCAACACUGCUCAUAAAUAUCAUCCCAGAUGACCACAUCCCACUGAACUUAACUGGGAAGGCGAAAAUCGGUGGGAAAGCCUGGGUUAAGGAAACUCCUCGGCCUGUUCCCGGUUUUGAUCCCAACCUGAUGUGCGAGUCCCAGGUGAUCAUCAAGGAAGGGGAACUGCUCUGCGGGGUGCUGGACAAGGCCCACUAUGGCAGCUCCGCCUACGGCCUGGUCCACUGCUGCUACGAGAUCUACGGGGGCGAGACCAGCGGCAAGGUCCUCACCUGCCUGGCUCGGCUCUUCACCGCCUACCUGCAGCUCUACAGAGGCUUCACCUUGGGUGUCGAAGAUAUUUUGGUGAAACGAAAGGCCGAUGUCAGGAGACAUGAGAUCAUCCGAGAAUCCACCCAGUGCGGACCACGGGCUGUCAGGGCUGCGUUAAACCUGCCAGAAGCUGCGUCGUGUGAUGAGGUCCGAGGGAAAUGGCAGGAUGCCCAUCUGGGCAAGGACCAGAGGGACUUUAACAUGAUUGAUCUGAAGUUCAAGGAGGAAGUGAACCAUUACAGCAAUGAGAUUAACAAGGCAUGCAUGCCUUUUGGCCUGCACAGGCAGUUCCCAGAGAACAACUUGCAGAUGAUGGUGCAAUCAGGAGCCAAGGGUUCAACCGUGAACACGAUGCAGAUCUCGUGUCUCUUGGGCCAGAUUGAGCUAGAAGGUCGGAGGCCUCCGCUGAUGGCGUCAGGCAAGUCACUGCCCUGCUUCGAGCCUUAUGAGGUCACUCCCAGGGCAGGUGGCUUUGUCACCGGAAGAUUCCUCACCGGCAUCAAGCCUCCUGAAUUCUUCUUCCACUGCAUGGCCGGACGCGAGGGCCUGGUCGACACUGCUGUGAAAACCAGCCGCUCCGGUUACCUCCAGAGGUGCAUCAUCAAGCACCUGGAGGGGCUUGUUGUCCAGUAUGACCUGACGGUACGCGACAGCGAUGGCAGCGUGGUGCAGUUCCUGUACGGAGAGGACGGCCUGGACAUCCCCAAGACGCAGUUCCUGCAGCCCAAGCAGUUUCCCUUCCUGGCCAGCAACUAUGAGGUAAUAAUGAAAUCGAAGCAUCUCCAUGAAGUUUUAGCCAGAGCAAAUUGUAAGGAAGCUCUGCGUCACUCCCGAGCCAUCAAAAAAUGGCAAAGCAAGCACGCCAACCCACUGCUGAGAACCGGCGCCUUCCUCCGCUACUCCCAGAAAAUCCAGGCGGCUGUGAAGGCCCUGAACCUCGAGGGCACGAACCAGAAUGGCCGUAGCCCAGCGACUCAACAGAUGCUGCAGAUGUGGUAUGAGUUGGACGAGCCAAGUCGAAGGAAGUACCAAAAGAAGGCAGCCCCUUGUCCUGACCCGAGUCUUUCCGUCUGGCGCCCAGACAUCUACUUGGGGUCUGUGUCCGAGACAUUUGAAAAGAAGGUUGAUGACUACAGUCAGGAGUGGGCAGUUCAAGCAGAAACAAGUUAUGAGAAAUCAGAGCUUUCUCUGGACAGGUUGAGGACACUGCUGCAGCUGAAGUGGCAGCGCUCCCUGUGCGAUCCAGGCGAGGCCGUAGGCCUGCUGGCUGCCCAGAGCAUCGGAGAGCCCUCCACGCAGAUGACCCUGAACACCUUCCACUUUGCAGGCAGAGGCGAGAUGAACGUCACCCUGGGCAUUCCAAGGCUCCGGGAGAUUCUCAUGGUGGCCAGUGCCAACAUCAAGACGCCCAUGAUGAGCGUGCCAGUGUUCAACACCAAGAAAGCCCAGAAGAAAGUGAAAAGCCUGAAGAAGCAGCUUACCCGGGUGUGCUUAGGAGAGGUAUUGCAAAAACUUGAUGUUCAGGAGUCCUUCUGCAUGGGAGAAAAGCAGAACAAAUUCCGGGUGUACGAGCUGCGGUUUCAGUUCCUGCCACAUGCAUACUACCAGCAGGAGAAGUGCCUGAGACCCACUGACAUCCUGCACUUCAUGGAGACAAGAUUCUUUAAACUUCUGAUGGAAUCCAUCAAAAAGAAGAACAGCAGAGCCUCAGCUUUCAGAAGCGUGAACACUAGGAGAGCGACACAGCGCGAUCUAGAUGAUGCUGAGGAAUCAGCGAGGAACCGGGGAGAGCAGGAAGGGGACGAGGAUGAGGACGGCCACAUCGUGGACGCUGAAGCUGAGGAGGGUGAUGCUGAUGCCUCGGAUGCCAAACGCAGGAAGAAGCAAGAAGAGGAGGUGGAUUAUGAGAGUGAGGAAGAGGAGGAGGAGAAGGAGGGAGAAGAGAAUGAAGACGAAGAGACCCAGGGGGAAGGCGCCCACGAGGCACAAGAAGAGGCAGGUGGCAAUGCCGAGGGGGACUUGGGCCCUGACGAUGAACCGCCUCAGGAGCCCCUGCACAGCCGGAAGCCCCAGGCAGCGGAGUCGGUGGAGCGCCGGGUACAGGCCGUGCGAGAGGCCCACUCGUUCAUCGAGGACUAUCAGUACGACACUGAGGAAAGUCUGUGGUGCCAGGUGACCAUGAAACUUCCUCUGAUGAACAUCAACUUUGACAUGAGCUCCCUGGUCGUGUCCUUGGCCCAAAGCGCUGUCAUCUAUACCACCAAGGGCAUCACACGGUGCCUCCUGAACGAGACAACCAAUAAUAACAAUGAGAAGGAGCUGGUGCUCAACACGGAGGGGAUCAACCUGCAGGAGCUGUUCAAAUAUGCAGAGAUUCUGGACCUGCGCCGCCUCUAUACCAAUGACAUCCAUGCCAUGGCCAACACAUACGGCAUCGAGGCUGCACUGCGCGUGAUCGAGAAGGAGAUCAAGGACGUGUUUGCUGUUUAUGGCAUCGCGGUGGACCCUCGCCACCUCUCCUUGGUGGCUGACUACAUGUGCUUCGAGGGCGUCUACAAGCCCCUGAACCGCUUCGGGAUCCGGUCCAACUCUUCGCCUCUGCAGCAGAUGACUUUCGAAACCAGCUUCCAGUUUCUGAAGCAGGCCACCAUGAUGGGAUCCCAUGAUGAGCUGAGGUCCCCUUCAGCCUGCCUUGUGGUCGGGAAGGUCGUCAAAGGUGGGACAGGCCUGUUCGAGCUCAAGCAGCCCCUGAGAUAGCCACUGCCGCUGGGCUGCCCUCUGCGUGAGAGGUUCACGAGACACAGUCCCAGGGCACUGAGAGCUCAAAGGCAGAGCACAGCAUGCCCUGGUCUCCAAAAGCAAGCUGGCCUCCAGCCUAGGCCAGCUUCCCCAGGAAAUGACGGCAAUGCCCAUCUUUGCCCAUCACGUCUCAGGAUUGUUAACAAAGGACCUCCCCACCCCAUUGAGCCACUCCAAGAUGGUUGGGGGCUUCACCUGUGGUAUAAGGGAUCUCAGAUACUGCAAAAAUCCCAGACCCCAGGAAGAAGGGAGAGCGAUGCUUCACUGCUGGGGAACCCACACACCCCCCAGAACUGUGAGCUCCCAGGGGUUGCAGGGGGAUUCCAGGGGCUUCUGGGAGAAGGAAGGCAACACAUAGCCUGCUGCCCUGUGACCUGUUCUCCCCAGCUGCUUCUGUCCCUGGAGCAGGGCCCCAUGUAAGACUUCUUCCCUGAGCCAACUAUAUGAUGGCAUGACCUUCGUCUGCCCACCUACGGUGCCUGAGGCCCAAGCAUCCUGCCAUGGUGGUGGAGGCGGUUUCUCCGGUCUCCAGAAGCUCAUUGCAACCCAGAAAAUCCCAAGUAAUGACUAGGGACCACUGUGUCCCCGGCUUUGCCUGGCUCUGCCCUCCAUUCAGCAUCAAGGUGUGUGUCCCCGUGGUCAACGGCUCUCUGUGCCUGGCACCUGCAACCAGAUACCACAGUGUGGACGGAAAAGGCAGAGAGGACUUGUCCUAGGCUUUGUGAAGCCAGAGGCUGCUGCUAUUUUGGUCUAAUGUUAUCCCAGUUGAAGCUGAGUGAUAAAUAUCACUGAAAUUAACUGAUGCGAGAAUAAAAAGGCUUGAUUUUUUUUUU